UGAUAGGAGACAUAUAUACAUAUAUGAUGAAGAAGAAAACACUCAUCAUGACACUACCCUCACACCUUCAAUUUUUAUUGAUUUUAGCUUCUUUACAUGUAAUUCAAUCACAAAUCAUUCAAGACUCAUGCACAACUUCAAGUAUUGCGAAUCUCAAUGCUCAAAUCUUGUUUGAUGUAUCUUCUCUUAGUUGCUCAAGUGUUUGGUCUUCUGAAGGCUUCAUGCUUCGAUACUCACAAGCUGGGCCAAGUUUAUGGAGCUUCGUUUUGUCUGCACCCAACACGAACUCUUACGUAGCGAUGGGGUUUUCGCCCAACGGCGGAAUGAUUGGCUCCAGCGCCAUCGUCGGUUGGGUGUCCGGCGACAGUUCCGCCGCUAUGAGAAGGUAUUACCUCGGUGGAAAAACGCCAAGCCAAGUGUUAGCGGAUCAAGGAAACCUACAAUUUCUGCCGAACACAUCUUCGAUCAUUUCGUUUUCGUCUCAGAUGUAUCUAGCGUUUCAAUUGAACACAGAUUUACCAAGCCCGCGGCUGGUGUUCGCCGUCGGCAGCCGUAAUAACCAGGCUCCUACUCUGUCGAGCUUCCGGUUGACUGCUCAUCGGAAUCAGAUCGCCGUCGGCUUCAAUUACGCCUCAGGUGAAGGUAGUGAAGUUAGUUAUCCAUAUUCUGAUUUGAAAAGAAUUCAUGGGAUUUUGAAUGCGGUUGGAUGGGGUGUAUUACUCCCCAUUGGUGUUAUGAUUGCUCGUUACUUGAGGCAUGUAGAUCGAUUAUGGCUUUAUGCACAUUCAAGCAUCCAAUUAUCAGGGUUUGUUAUUGGAUUUUCAGGCAUAAUUACAGGACUUAUUUUAAAUGAUCGUAUCGAUAUCAACGUUGCCAAACACAAAGCCAUUGGCCUAAUCAUUAUUACACUUGGUUGUUUACAGGUUAUUGCUAUUUUAAUAAGACCAAGUAAAGAUUCAAAGGUGAGGAAAUAUUGGAAUUGGUAUCACCAUAAUGUAGGACGACUUUUGAUAUUAUUUGCAAUAUUCAACGUUUUCUAUGGCAUCUAUUUGGCGCAUGCGGGAAGUGAAUGGAACGUUACUUAUGGAGUAUUUCUUGGAAUUAUUGUCACAAUUGCCUUAAGUUUAGAGUUGAGGUUGUUAACGGAAGACUAAAAAGAACAUGUCUCUUAAGUCUUGAACUAACUGCUUCGUUAUUAUAAUAUAUAAUUUGUUGCAUUACUCAUUUUGUUUUUCUCUUUUUUCAUAUAGAUUUAUGUUUAGGUUAUGUAACAUGUAUCUCUUUGAGUAUGUCAAUGUGUAUAUAUGUUAAAAUAUUAUGGUUAUAUUAGCUUAGUUGGA
Messenger RNA from Lactuca sativa (garden lettuce), 1340 nucleotides. Its product is annotated as cytochrome b561 and DOMON domain-containing protein At3g07570. The record is from RefSeq and is a predicted model, not a curated record. Lineage: Eukaryota; Viridiplantae; Streptophyta; Magnoliopsida; Asterales; Asteraceae.